AAUGGCGGCCACAACCCUGCUGCGAGCUACACCCCGCUUCUGUGGUCUCGGCGCUGGCCCAACUCCACUAUUGCAGGGUUUUUUGCGGCCGCCAAAGGCCCCAGCACAUCCCCUCUUGUGCCGUGGCCUGGCCGUGGAAGCCAAGAAGACCUAUGUGCGCGAUAAGCCUCAUGUGAACGUGGGUACCAUCGGCCAUGUGGACCACGGCAAAACCACGCUGACAGCGGCCAUCACCAAGAUUCUAGCCGAGGGCGGUGGGGCCAAGUUUAAGAAGUACGAGGAAAUUGACAAUGCACCUGAAGAGAGAGCUCGGGGUAUCACGAUCAAUGCUGCCCAUGUGGAGUAUACCACUGCGGCCCGCCACUAUGCCCACACAGACUGCCCGGGUCACGCGGAUUACGUUAAGAAUAUGAUCACAGGCACUGCUCCCCUCGAUGGUUGCAUCCUGGUGGUGGCAGCCAAUGAUGGCCCCAUGCCCCAGACCCGAGAGCACCUAUUACUGGCCAAACAGAUCGGAGUAGAGCACAUUGUUGUGUAUGUGAAUAAGGCAGAUGCUGUCCAGGACUCUGAGAUGGUGGAGCUAGUCGAACUGGAAAUACGAGAACUGCUCACUGAAUUUGGCUAUAAAGGGGAGGAGACCCCGGUUAUUGUAGGCUCUGCCCUCUGUGCUCUUGAGCAACGUGACCCUGAGCUAGGCGUGAAAUCGGUGCAGAAGCUGCUGGAUGCUGUGGACACUUACAUCCCAGUGCCCACUCGAGACCUGGAGAAGCCUUUUCUGCUGCCAGUAGAGUCCAUUUACUCUAUCCCUGGCCGGGGCACAGUAGUGACAGGUACACUUGAGCAAGGCAUUUUGAAGAAGGGAGAUGAGUGUGAGUUCCUAGGACAUAGCAAGAACAUCCGCACUGUGGUGACAGGCAUUGAAAUGUUCCACAAGAGCCUGGACAGGGCAGAGGCAGGUGACAACCUAGGGGCCCUGGUCCGAGGCUUGAAGCGGGAGGAUCUAAGGCGUGGCCUGGUCAUGGCCAAGCCAGGUUCCAUUCAGCCCCACCAGAAGGUGGAGGCCCAGGUUUACAUCCUUAGCAAGGAGGAAGGUGGCCGCCACAAGCCUUUUGUAUCCCACUUCAUGCCUGUCAUGUUCUCUCUGACUUGGGACAUGGCCUGUCGUGUCAUCUUGCCUCCAGGGAAGGAGCUUGCUAUGCCCGGGGAGGACCUCAAGCUCACUCUGAUUUUGAGGCAGCCAAUGAUCUUAGAAAAGGGCCAGCGCUUCACCCUGCGAGAUGGCAACCGGACCAUUGGCACUGGUCUUGUCACUGACACACCGGCCUUGACUGAGGAGGACAAGAAUAUCAAGUGGAGUUGA
Messenger RNA from Chrysochloris asiatica (Cape golden mole), 1360 nucleotides. It is a transcript of the gene TUFM, whose product is annotated as Tu translation elongation factor, mitochondrial. The transcript is spliced from 10 exons. Bases 2 to 1360 code for a protein of 452 amino acids. Gene Ontology annotation, cellular component: mitochondrion. Gene Ontology annotation, biological process: mitochondrial translational elongation. Gene Ontology annotation, molecular function: GTPase activity; GTP binding; translation elongation factor activity. Lineage: Eukaryota; Metazoa; Chordata; Mammalia; Afrosoricida; Chrysochloridae. The record is from RefSeq and is a predicted model, not a curated record.